Messenger RNA from Aspergillus pseudotamarii, 996 nucleotides. RefSeq lists its product as uncharacterized. NCBI's taxonomy places the organism in Eukaryota, Fungi, Ascomycota, Eurotiomycetes, Eurotiales, Aspergillaceae. The record is from RefSeq and is a predicted model, not a curated record. The transcript has 4 exons. Bases 1 to 996 code for a protein of 331 amino acids.
AUGGACGACGCGACUCUGGUGUCUCUAUGGGUUCUCACCUGGUGUGCGGUCGGGUUAAUCUCGAUACGCUUGGUGAUGCGGAAAAUUCGUGGGAAAGCAUUUGUCUUGGGUGAUUAUCUGUCGCUCUGUGCGAUUCUCUGUGCAUUGAUCCGGCUGGCGCUCGUCCAUGUCAUUAUUAUCUGGGGCACAAAUAACAUGUCGCCUGGACUUCGAUAUUCGCACCACUUCACCCCGGAGGAGAUCUACCGUCGAGAAACCGCGAGCAAGUUCACCUUGGUUAAUCGAGUCUUCUACAACACAUAUCUCUGGCUUCAGAAGUUCAUCUUGCUCGACACGUACCGUCAUUUGCUUCGAAACCUCAGCUGGGAACGCAUAACCCUGGGCACAUAUGUCGUCAUAUUUGCGGCCACCUACGUGACAGUUCAGAUUGUGACCUUCACGGAAUGCGACCCUUUCGACCAUUACUGGAUUGUGCUGCCAGACCCUGGCGUCCUAAACAUCGUUACGGAUCUGAUGUUGAUCGUUUUGCCGGUCCCACUAUUGGUCAAGGUCAAAAGGCCUUUAAUGGAGAAACUACAACUCGCGGCCCUUUUCGCUGUUGGCUUUUUCAUCGUCGUGAUUACCGUCAUCCGUCUUCCUCAAAAUGCCCAACAUUCCACAGCGCAGGUGAACCGUACAACCUGGGCAUCUGUGGAGCUUUUUGCCGCGGCAAUUGUAGCUAAUGCCCCAGUUUUAUACGGGUUCUACCGUGGAGAGCGGGAAGCAUCUCGGUCAAGGACCACCGAAGGAACGACUCGGCAGCAGUCAUCCCUAGGACGCGGAGGAACGGUCUCACGAGACCCGGAGUUGGAGAUGCAGCCAAUUCCAGGAGGCCACCUCCGACAAACUUCCAUGCUCGGCUCUAAGCGUCGCUCACGACCCAUGAACGGCUAUACGGAACUCGAUGAGGGUAGUAGUGGCCAUCUGGUUAAAGAGACCAAGGAUGACGAGAUUUAA